This is a messenger RNA of Cetraspora pellucida, 227 nucleotides long. The record is from the annotation of a GenBank genome assembly. Lineage: Eukaryota; Fungi; Glomeromycota; Glomeromycetes; Diversisporales; Gigasporaceae.
AUGAUUCUGGCAUAUCUACUUUAAUCAAUUUUGAUGUAAUUGUUUUGAAUAACUUCAAAAUUACUUCUGAUAAUUUUAGUAAUAUUAUAUUUGACAAUUCUGUUAUUAUCAUUCUUAAUAUUUUUAACAUUGCCAUAGAUGAUUUCAGUAACAUUGUCUCUAAUGAUUCUAGUAGUAGUAUUUAUAAUAAAAGUAAGCAUGAAGUUCAAAGUAAUGAUAAUUCAAAA